AUGCCCAAAGGGCUGAUGGAACGUUUCCUAACUCGACGUUCGAUAGCCGUUCUUGCGGGCAGUUUGGCAAUCGUUAUUACUUAUUGGUACAUAAGACGACAACGAAGUUUGAAGUGUGAAAGUAAAAAUAGAAAAGGAAAUGCGAAGUCAUGCGAGCAGAAGAGUUCUGACGUUCCCACAGUGAGCAAAUCGAUUUCUAAAGAAAAUGUUGCCGCAUCGGCGGUGAAGCAGAAUGACGAUAUUGCGGAUGUGAUGCCGAGUGAUAACGUUGGAGAUGCGGAGCUGAGUUCGAAAUUUGAUGGAAAAUGUGAUGACGACGUAUUAGUCGCCGAGUUGGAUAAUGAUGUGAUAGACUCGAAUGAUAUACCUGUUUUAGGAGUUCCAAGUAAUAGUUUGCGAGAAACAAAGGAAGAUCCGGUUGACAAUUUACCUCACUCAUAUAAAGUUUUUAUCGCUGAUGAAGAAGAAACUUUAGAAUCUUCAUCAGUUUGGAGAGAAAGGGAAGCUAAUGCUGGGAAUAUUUAUAUUACAAGAAGGGGUGAAAAUGCUAUCGACGAGCAAAGUUCUGACUCCAAUAUAAUGGAGUAUAGGCCCCCAAACACACCUAGUAGUGAGCAUGAUCACCUAAGUGGUAAUUCUAGCGGGAUUUUAACUCUAUCAGCUGAAGGUUUCUAG
Molecule: messenger RNA, 675 nt
Organism: Cercopithifilaria johnstoni
Lineage: Eukaryota; Metazoa; Nematoda; Chromadorea; Rhabditida; Onchocercidae
Source: the annotation of a GenBank genome assembly